CUAUGAUACUGCUUCACGUUUUUGAAAUAUCCUUGUUCGAGAAUUCUAAAGAAUUCAGUAAUAGUAUCGUAUGUGUUUGAACGGCUCACGAGAGGGAUAAAAAGAGAGUUCGCGCAGCACGAUAAGAAUAAUUCGGUCACGUCAAAUGUGGUGUAAUGGAUAAAUCAAUAUUGCAAAACAUAGUAACUAUUUCUAAAUUACAUCCAGUAGAAAAUGGUCAGAAAGAUUACGUAAAAGUGGAACUAAAAGAUGAACAGGAAUAUACAUUAAACGAUAAAUAUGGUGAACAGACACUUGAGAAAAGUGCUGCUUGGGAAGAUGAAAAAGAAUCAUGUAUUAUUAUAUCAGAGGAAAAAGAUACAAUUGGAGACACGAAUAAAAAUUAUAAGGUUAAGGAACAUAACCAAAGGUUGAAUAACGACCCAAAUGCAAGAACCGCAUACAUAGCCAGCGGAGGUCCAUACCAGAGAAGGGCGGAUAUUGUUGAGGUCCCGGAAGCACCCGUGCUACGUAAUAUGGAUGCUGAGCUUCGCCAGGAUGCUAUAAGACGAAGACGCAGUUCUCACUAUUAUGAAGAAGUAGACAUUAUAUUCCAAGACCCGACUAUACGCCUACACUUUAUAAGAAAAGUUUAUAUGAUCCUGGCUUUAAUGUUGCUGUGUACGUUUGGUUUCACAACUUUAUGUAUAUUUGAAAAAUACACGAAGUUGUGGAUACUGGAACAUCCGUAUGUUGUGGUUAUUGCCCUGGGAAUAAAUAUAAUAACGACUAUCGCAUUGAUGUGUUGCCAGUGUGCUAGAAGAGUAUUUCCUCUAAACUUGCUGCUUCUGGUUUUGGUGACUAUGUCCAUGUCUUACGUCGCAGCUUUUGUUUCCUGUUUUUAUGACACACAAAUUGUGAUGUCGGCGUUUGGUGGCACAGCACUUAUAUGCAUCGUGCUAACGUUUAUUGCCUGUCAAAACUGGUUUGACAUAACAACUUGGGGAAUUUACUUCUGCAUAGCCGGUCUCAUAGUGAUUGUAUAUGGGGUAGUUGCAGGGGUAGUAUAUGCAUUCACUGGAAACCCGAUUUUAAAUCUCAUCUAUUCGUGCCUAGUUUGUCUACUAACGUCCAUGAUUUUGAUAUACGAUACUCAACAAGUUGUAGGCGGAAAGAGAAUCCAACUGUCUCCCGAAGAAUACAUCCUUGGAGCUUUGCAGCUCUACGUAGAUAUUAUCACUAUAUAUAUCUUCAUUUUGGAUAUAUUCAGCGGGUAUCAAUGACCAAUGUUUUCGUACGCUCUAAGUAUAAUAAUGGAAAAUAAACAGUAAAUCACCCAUGUAGCA
Acanthoscelides obtectus is the source of this 1325-nucleotide messenger RNA. Lineage: Eukaryota; Metazoa; Arthropoda; Insecta; Coleoptera; Chrysomelidae. The record is from the annotation of a GenBank genome assembly.